AUGUUUAAUGAUAAAUCAAGAUUUAUAAAAUCAUCUACCCCUCUAUCCAACUCUUCAAAUUCUUUAUCAAUCCAAAAUCAAAAUCAAAGUCAAAGUCCUUCAACAAACACAAAAUCUAUUCUAAAUAAAAAGAGAUCUAUUAGAACUUUGAAAGUAUCUUCUUCACAAUCCUUCACUUCUUCUGUAACUCCAGGACCUCCAUCUUCCCGAGCUAAACAUUCAAAUUCAAAUUCAAAUUCACAUUCAACCACAACUGCAACUAGCGCUCCUACAACUUCAAAUUCUUCAACUUCAAAAUUAUCAUUUUUUAAGAAACUAGCUGUUGAAUUUAAUUUAUUCCUUUUCAGAUUAAGAUCUAUAUCUGAAGAAGUAUUUACAACUGACGAAUUAGUAGCUGAUUUAUUCACUGAAGUAGAUUCUGACGAUCAGCUUGAUAGAUUAGUUCGUCAUUCAAAAGGUUAUAAUUCAAUGGAAGAAACUUUUCUACAAGAAUUUAAGAAGUUUAAAAGUUUAGAUAAAAUGGUUGAAUAUCAUCAACAAAAAAGUCAUAAUAAUCAACGUAUUGGUACAAGUAAUAAUAACAAUACUUCAACUGAUGUUAAAUCUUCAACAACUCUUAUAAGUGAUGGUCAAACGAAAUUGAAUUAUACUUUGCAAGAUUUCAUACGACAAAGUUUCACUCCUGAACAAGAAGAAAAUGUUGAGGAUGGAGAUGCAGAUGAUGAAGAUAAUAUAAAUAAUGGUGAAGAUUUAUUAGAUAUUGAAAAUAUUGAUGAUAUUACUUAUCAUGAUCUUGAUGUCUAUGCUUUAAAGCAGGAACUUGAAUCUCAAAAGAAAAGUAUUGUCAAUGAUGCAUCUAUUAAUUUAGGGUUGACACUUUGGGAAUUCAGAAGAAAUAAAUGGCUUCAAACUUCAAGUGAGAAUGAACCUAAGAUUCAAGCUCGUAUUGAAAGUCUGUCUAUUAAUCAUAUCCCUAAGGAUUCAUAUGUUAAAAUUUAUAAUAAUCUUGUUGAAAAGAAUCGUACUUUGAGGAACGAUAAAAAGAUUAAUUUGGGGGAUUUAAUCAAAAUUAUUAAUGCUGGAUGGAUAGCUGAAGAAAAAUGGGAAAGAGCUGCUAAAGGAUUACCAUAA
Molecule: messenger RNA, 1131 nt
Organism: Scheffersomyces amazonensis
Lineage: Eukaryota; Fungi; Ascomycota; Pichiomycetes; Serinales; Debaryomycetaceae
Exons: 1
Coding region: 1-1131 (376 amino acids)
Source: RefSeq, a predicted model, not a curated record